CUGCUUUUAAAUUAAACAUUAUUUCACAUAACUCUCGCGAAGAGCUCGCCUCACUAUUGGCGCCGAAACAAUAUGACGUCAUUCAGAUCCGAAUCCUCCUCUCUUUCUUCAAAAGUGAGAAAAAUCGAUACUGGGCCGCAAGCAAAACAUAUCCUCUUUCCGUUCCCCGGCGCUUUACGAACAUACAGACAACCAAGAUGGCCGCCAAAUCCCCAACGCCAACGACAGAUCCCAGUAAUAGCUGAUUUUUAAGCCACAGACAUGUCGGCUAAUUUAUUUAGAGUUCACAGCCGCUGAAGAAGCCAAAUAGCUGAAGUGAGACAGUGAUAAGAGAAGAGCAAUGGAGAGUAAAGAGAAUAUCUUGGCUAGGGAUGAAGUUUGAACUCUGCCAAAAAGCCACGUGUUUUUGAAGAGAAAUUAAAUCAUGGACAGUAGUCCGAUUCCGGCCAAAAGCAGGUUCAUGAACGCCCGGGCUUCCGGAAACAAAGCAUACAUUCCUACAGACCUGGAACACAUCGCAAAUGUUUUAACACACGCACUUUCAGUCAUUCCAAGUGUGAUGGGCCUUUUCCUUCUACUUAAACAAUCCAAUGACAGAUAUCAAUUUAUCUCUGGUUUUGUCUAUGGCGGCGCUCUGGUAGCUCUAUUCCUCGUCUCAACUAUCUUCCAUUGUGUCUUCUACAUUAGAAAAUUCAGGACUUUGAAAGAAAUUUUUCACCUAUGUGACCGUGCCAUUAUUUAUGUCUUCAUUGCCGCAUCCUACACUCCAUGGCUCAUGCUGAAAGAUACAGAGCAUAAUUUUUGGACUCAAAAUAUCAGUUGGAUUGUAUGGACAAUGGCUAUACUUGGAAUUGUCUAUCAAUACUAUUUUCACGAAAGGUACAAAACACUGGAAACACUAUUUUAUCUAGUCAUUGGGAUAACACCAGCAUAUGCAAUGUUUUACAUGCGUGAGCUAAGAGGCAUGUGGGAACUCUGCAUUGGUGGUCUAAUCUAUAUAAUAGGUGUGAUUUUCUUUAAAUGUGAUGGACGAAUUCCAUGUGCACAUGCUAUAUGGCAUUUAUUUGUGAACAUAGGAGCAACUUUUCACUUCUAUGCUGUUUAUAAAUAUCUAAUCGUGGCAGACCAAAAAAGUUGAAAAAUGGAGAAUCAUUGUUUCAAAUGUUUGAACAAAAAGCAUUCACUCUAGGAACAAAGUUGCUUGCCAGAUAGUGAUUUGCAUGAAAAUGUUUAUUGUGAUAGCAAUUUUUUCAAAUAUAAUGUCUUUUUAGAAGUACUUCAUUGUGAAUUCUUCAAUGAAAAUGUGAUAGCUCAAUAUUUUUUCUUUAAAUUGCAAUUAUUAAAGGAUAAGAUUUCAUAUAUUAGAAUUAAGGGAUUUUAAACAUAAAAUAAUAUACAUCAAAUUUUUUAAAAAAAACUAAAUGUAACAGAACAAAUAAACAUAAAAUUGAGGAGAAAAAAAGAAGCUAAAUAUGGUAUCUUAUUGAGUGAAACUUUUGUGAGAAAAUAACAAUAACAUUUUGUUUGGCAAAUAACAAUUUGGUUGACACACCGAACUUAAACUAUAUCCUUUUUCACGAAAUCAAUACCAUUUUAUUAGCUACAAAAGGCAGCAAUAUUCUUUCAUAGAAAUAAAAAAUUCAUUUCUUUAUAUUUUAUUCCAAACUAUUGAAAUAGGAAAUGAAUUUUUUCUAUUUCUCAGCUAGAUGAAAGUCCUGCACAAAUGCUGGGUGGAUGGCAUGAGAGAUAUUCUUAUGAAGAAUAAUAAUUAUUAACUGUUAACCCUUAUUAACUACCUAAUAAUGACCUAACUAAGUACACAAUUAGGUGGGUAGCUAUUGGGAGUUAAUAAGAAACCAUUAAAAAACAUCAUUAUUUACAGUAGCAAGUUCAAAUGGUUAUGUCUUGGAUACUGUAUGCAAAAUCAAUGUGAUUUUCAAUGAAUGUGAUUUAUUGUAUUAGCACUCUUACAUAAAUGUGAUCAGGACUCUUUCUUUUAAUAAAAGAUCAAGUCAAAUUUCAGGGUAAAUUUUUGCGCAAAUUGACAAUUAUAUUUGUUUUAAAGAGAUUUAAAUUAUCUAUUACUUUAAUUUUUUUUAAAAAAUUAAGUGAAAUGUUCAAAUACCCUUUUUUUGUUUGGUAAGUUGUUUACCUUUUAGAAAUCGGUAGGAACAGUAUUUGGUUCGACCAAAUGCUAAAAUAAAUUACACAACAUAGAAUUGUUAAAAGAAGAGUUCAAAAUAUAAUAUUAUUAACAUUUCUCUGUUGUAUAAUUUAUUAGAUAUAUUAUAUAUAAAAGUAUUUUUAUUUUUGUCUUGAAACACUAAAUUUUUGAAAAAAUUAUUUUAAUAAUUUGGAGGGCUUUAUAACAAUUUCCAGUUAUGAAUUUAAUCAGUGUUAGCAUAUGUCUGCAAUUAAACUUAAGAAAUUUCCACAAAACUUCCAAAUUAACCUGGAAAAGUCCUGAUUUCAGCACUACUUGUCUUUCAAUUAUUUUUUUUUUACACCAUAAGUGUAAAAUUAGAGGUAAUUACGAUACCUCAAAUUUCUGCAUGUCAAAAUGUGUAUUUAUUUUAAUUGGAUGUAUGAUAAAAAAAAUAUAACAAAAACAGUUUUGUAAAUUGGAUUUCUUCCAAAGGCAGAAGUGUGCCAAAUUGUCUAGUCACGGUGCUUUACUUCAAAUUCUAUGGGAUUUAAAAAUUUAUCAUAGAAGUAUUUAUUGCAAACGUCAUAAUAUUAAUGUAUUGUGAAUAGAGUAUAUUUAUUAGAGAGAUUUUAAUUAGGUGUAACAGGGUUAGAAUUUUCACAGCAUUUAUUGUAAAAUAAUCAAAUUGCAAAAAUUAUUUCAUACAAACUUGUAUAGUAUAGGAAAAAUACAUCCAUUCACUGCCAUAAACAAAAUUGUAAUUAAAUUUUAAUGUUAUUUACUUAUUCCAGAAGAUUUUACAGAUUUUGACAAAUUGUUCAUGUUUUUAAUAAUGCAAUGCAAAUAUUACUUGUUAUUUUUAGUAGGAAAUACAUUUGCAAAUGAUUCUUAGAAUUUCUUUUUUUAUCUUAUACAAUUUAAUUUGAUUGAUAAAAGUCAUUAGAAAAAUGUUACUGAAUAAAUUUCAUUUCUCAUACAAUAUUUCAAAAAUUACUGGAAAAUAAGAAACACUACUUAAACAUCUUAAAUAUACUAGGAUUUUUUUUUUCAAAAGCAAAAAGUCAAAUAAAAUUGGCUAGUUAACAUUUAGUUAAAAUAAAGUUUAAUAACUGUUCACUCACCAUUAAUGAAAUUGUAUGUUGUUGCUAAAAUAAGUUAUGAUAAAUAUAUUAUGAUAAAAUAAGUUAUGAUAAGUUGCUAAAAUAAGUAUGAAGUCUAAGCAUAAAUUGAGUUAAACUGUGAUAGAUUGAGUACAUUUAUUUAAGAAAUUUAUAUAACUAUUGGCAUCAACUUAUAGCAAGAUGUGUGAUGAUUUUAUAGUACUGUUGUUUACUCUAGUACAACAAAAGCAAAUAAAAGUACAAAAGUGAAAACAAUUUGUUUACUCUUAACUAAUUAUGACUAUUGUUUAAAUGUUUUUGAUAAAUAUUUGCUAUGCGAAUUCUUAUUCAUCUAAAGUUAUAUACAAAACUUUAAAGAAAUAAAAACAAACGCAAAAAGCUAAAUAUGGUAGAACUGCAAUUAUACAAAAUGUAGUCAUCUAGAUAGUGAAAAAUCAGAAUAUAUUGAGCAGUCAUUGAAUUAAUAUAUAUAGGUAUUCUUUGGAUAAUUUCAUCACAUUAAAACCAUGUCUUGUUUCAAUCUCGAUAAUUAGAAUUUGUUUAUAUUUUUAACUUUAAAAUUAUAAAAUGUUAAGAGUAAAUAAAUAUAAAUUUAAGUUGUAUAUAUUUGUAGAAUGUGAGAAGUUUAUGUAUACUUAUUUGUGAUAUUUUAAAUGUGUGCUUUACAUUCACAUUCCCUAAAAUAAAAAAAUUGUUUAAAAACAA
Messenger RNA from Parasteatoda tepidariorum (common house spider), 3972 nucleotides. RefSeq names its product monocyte to macrophage differentiation factor 2. Gene Ontology annotation, cellular component: membrane. The record is from RefSeq and is a predicted model, not a curated record. Gene Ontology annotation, molecular function: pore-forming activity. Lineage: Eukaryota; Metazoa; Arthropoda; Arachnida; Araneae; Theridiidae.